This is a messenger RNA of Sycon ciliatum, 3620 nucleotides long. RefSeq lists its product as uncharacterized. Gene Ontology annotation, cellular component: cytoplasm. Gene Ontology annotation, molecular function: ATP binding; ATP hydrolysis activity. Lineage: Eukaryota; Metazoa; Porifera; Calcarea; Leucosolenida; Sycettidae. The transcript is spliced from 23 exons. Bases 112 to 2799 code for a protein of 895 amino acids. The record is from RefSeq and is a predicted model, not a curated record.
UCGAUCGAGGCUAUUUUUGUGCUUUGACUUUUGAACUGCAGCUUUAUUUGCAGUAAACAACCUCCAGCUGCUUGCGAAGUAAAUAAUUGGCAGGAGAAACUUGCGAGUGCAAUGCCGCCCAAGUCGCAGCAAGCAUCCUCGCGCUCCGGCAGAACGCCAAAGAAAGGCGACAGCAAGACGCCGAAUGGCUGGCAAAAGGACGCCAGUGGCGAUGCCCUGGUGUGUGACGUGGAUGGGGCUCUUCUCCUGCCCGGAGUGUAUGUUCGAGGCUACUUGCGCCAAGCUGACGGAGACGCCGCACCAAAGUCUGGCCCUAAGCAGGACCACUAUGUGUUCCUGCACACGAAGACUAUGGAGGCCUGCCAGAUGAGUAUCGGUGAUAACGUACUGCUCACUGGCACCGACCAGAAAGUUGUCUGCACGGCUUGGCCAAGCUCCACUCUUCGUCUCGCCGAUGUGUCCGUAUGGAGUCCGUCCAUGAGAAGUUUAUCGCUCUCUGCCCAAGACAUGGUCACUGUCAGUAAAGUGACUGGUGAAGUUCCGCUUGCGCACUCAGUCACGCUCAAGAGCAGUGUUGCUCUUCCGCCAUCCUUCAACGAUGUUUUCAAGCGGUACCUGAUACGUGUUCUCGAUCGCCGUAUGUUCUUCCUGUCUAACUGCAUUGAGGUGAGCUACUGCGGUGAGAACGCUGCCUUCACGGUGUCCGACUGCACUCUAGCGACCGCUGCUGCCAUCGCUGCUCCGACCUCCGCUCCCGCGACGCCCGGAGUGCCAUCGGCUUACGCGUCGUUUGACAGGUCUGCGACUCGCUCAGUCUCGACCACGCCCAUCUCCAUGGCAACGCAGCACUCAACCCCCGUAUCCAUGCCAGCGCAGCACUCAACGCCAGUGGCACGCCAGCCAACGUCCUCCGUCCUCUCAUCGUCAUCGUCGUCGUCGUCGGCAUUGUCCGAGAAACCAGCGGCGGACUCCUCGUCCUUGGCGAUGGGUCUCAGCUCCAUGUCUCUGCAGGAUUCUCCCGUGCAGGCGAGUGCAGGACUCGCAUCCACGCCGUUCCACCCAGGCGGUCCACCGGCGCAGCUUGCAGGGGCUUCCCCGUUUGUCUGGAGCGCCACUGAGACGUCACUUGUGCUUGACGCGCCGGGACAGGUUAGAAAGGGUAUGCCAAAGCAGCUAGCAUUGGAUGUUACGUUUGCGGACAUUGGUGGCCUGAAGCAGCAAAUCGAAGAGCUGACUGAUGCUUUCGUACCGCCAAUGUCGACGGAGAUCGGCACGGUUGUCGGUUAUCCGCGCACCCGCGGUGUCCUCCUGCACGGGCCAGUCAGGUCCGGGAAGACGCUUCUGUUGCGUGCUCUGGUGCGUGAGCUGGCAAUACCCCAUGUCUACGUUAAUGGAGGCAGCCUCACUGAAUCGCCGUCGGAGGACCUGGAACAGCUUCUGAGCGAUGCAUUUGACCAGGCUCUUAAGCAUCCCCGGUGCAUACUGGUGAUCGAAGGCAUCGAUCAGCUGUGUCCGCCCAUCAACACGGAAACGACAGACUCUCUGAAGACCACUCGUAAGACGCUGAUUUCGCUCAUGGACAGCCUUGAACAGUCAUCGUCAAGCUCAUCUGCCGACGGUUCAGUGAUGGUACUGGCGACGGCCGUGAGCGAAGAUGCCGUGUGUCCCAGUAUGCGUGCGGACGGCCGUUUGUCCGAUUGCAUCGAGGUCAUGCCGCCAACAACUGACGAGCGUGUGCAGAUUCUGGAUAUCAUGUUGGGCAAAAUGAAGCACAACCUCACGAAGGAAGACAUUGCCAGGUUGGCUGGUAAAGCGAACGGAUACGUUGGUGGCGAUCUUGUAAAGGUUUUCGAGCAAGCCGGGAAGCAAUGCGGGAAGCGCUUAUUGGCGACACCUUGCGCUACUGCUGACGAUAUGUACAUGACACUGGCCGACAUUGAGCUUGGCAUGCGCAAAGUGAAACCGAGCGCCAUGAUGGGAAUCACUGUGGAAGUUCCCAAGGUCCGCUGGAGUGAUAUUGGUGGCCUGUCAGAGGUCAAGAAAAAACUCAGCCAUGUCGUUGAGUUUCCGCUCAAGUAUCGCAAGAACUUUGAAGAAGCGGGUAGACCGCGACCGCGUGGUGCUCUGAUGUACGGUCCACCAGGGUGCAGUAAGACGAUGAUAGCACGUGCUUUGGCGACAGAGAGUGGUAUGAACUUUAUAGCUGUGAAGGGUCCUGAGCUAUUUAACAAGUACGUCGGUGAAUCGGAACGAUCAGUUAGAGAGGUGUUCAGGCGAGCAAGAGCUGCUUCACCGUCUAUCAUCUUUUUUGACGAGAUUGAUGCACUGGGAGUGAAGCGCGAAGGUGAGAACCAGUCUUCCCGCGUUGGGGACCGUGUGGUCACUCAGCUUCUCACCGAAAUGGACGGUGUGGAGCAGCUGGGCGAAGUCAUUGUUAUCGCGGCUACCAACCGGCCCGAUGCCCUUGAUCAGGCCCUACUAAGACCUGGACGGUUUGGCUCGCUUAUCUAUGUUCCCCUUCCUGAUCCAGAGACGAGGAGGGAGAUCUUCUCGAUUGAGUUCCGUAAGACCAAGGUUACCGAUGAUGUCAGUCUUGAUCAUUUAGUAUCGCGUACGAUUGGCUACUCGGGCGCCGAGAUUGUGCAAGUUGUGACCGAAGCAUUCUUGAGAUCCCUGGAAGAUGGCACUGGGGGCCUGGUCGGCAAGGAGCACAUUGACACAGGGCUGAGCUGCAUCAAACCAAACACUAGCACGGCCCAGAUCAGUAUGUAUGAGCAGUACGCUUCGAAGCGCAGAUAGCUGCUGUCGAUGUGGCCCUCGGUGCCAGUGCAUCGUGCCGUGUACUCCGUCACCCGGCAUGCAAGCAUGCACUGCCUUUUCAGACACAUCUGUGUAUGCCCAGAAGAACCUAUCUGCAUGUUGUUGCGAACUAACCGGUACCAUGGCGACCUUAUUCCAGCCCAAACAUGUGAGCUGGGGACACCAUGCAGUUCUUCAACAGAGUACGUUCCGGCCUAUCUAUUCACUUUGCUCCCCAGCCCAGCAUGGGCAUAGCUAUGUAUGGUGCUCGCCAGCCAAGCAAUGGGUAUAGCUUUAUAUGGUGCUCACCAGCCCAGCAUGGGCAUAGCUAUAUAUGGUGCUCACCAGCCCAGCAUGGGCACAGCUAUAUAUGGUGCUCACCAGCCCAGCAUGGGCCCGGGCAUAGCUAUGUAUGGUGCUCACCAGCCCAGCAUGGGCAUAGCUAUAUAUGGUGCUCUCCAGCCCAUCAUGAGCAUAGCUAUAUAUGGUGCUCUCCAGCCCAUCAUGAGCAUAACUAUGUAUGGUGCUCUCCAGCCCAGCAUGAGCAUAACCAUGUAUGGUGCUCUCCAGCCCAUGCUUAUUGUACCAGAACCUCUUGCUAGAAUAGUGGCUGUUAAAUAGCCCCCACAAGGCUCUGCGAAUCGUCCGUCUUGUGGCGUGUGUUGACCUUCACAUGACUCGUUUCGAAAGAAGCAACAGAGAGACACCUACUGAUUCUAAUGACUGUCACUAUAAUUAUCAGUUCUCAAACAAAAACAAUUUUUGUCAAAUUGAAAAAUCUCACCUGUUAGUGUACUGUGUUGCUCACUACAGUCCGUUCA